Molecule: messenger RNA, 1669 nt
Organism: Anopheles merus
Lineage: Eukaryota; Metazoa; Arthropoda; Insecta; Diptera; Culicidae
Product: holocytochrome c-type synthase-like
Exons: 2
Coding region: 162-998 (278 amino acids)
Biological process (GO): cytochrome c-heme linkage
Cellular component (GO): mitochondrion
Molecular function (GO): holocytochrome-c synthase activity
Source: RefSeq, a predicted model, not a curated record
CCUCGCCAUGUUGUACGGGGAUGGCAGCUCCUCGUUCAGCUGUCACAACACAAAUCACAUUGAGAAGCAAAGUUACGAAAACUUGAGAAAUUUUAGCAAACUUACCACAAAACUAAGCCGAGUUUGAUCAGCAAAUCGUCCAGUGAGUCUAUCCCACAGCCAUGGGAAACACGGUGUCUGCAGCUGAAAAGGUUGCCUCGAACAUAGUGCCCAGCACCUUGACAAAGGUUGAAGAUGCGGCACUACCGAAGGGACAUCCACCGCUAGGCGAUAAAGCAGCCAUGUCCGGUAAUCCUCCGCCCGAAUGCCCGAUGCACCAAAAACAGCAACCCAAAGAACAACCAGUGCUCGUAUCCGAAUGCCCGAUUAAGCACGAUGGAGCAGAAGUGAACCCGCUGAACAUGAUGCCACCGGCAAAUCAAAAUCCCGCCCCGGGCCAACCGUUCCCACUGCCUACCGAGCGCCAGGUGUCGUCGAUUCCGAAAGCGACCACCGACGGUAAGCAAGAGUUUUGGGUGUACCCAAGCCAGCAGAUGUUCUGGAAUGCGAUGCUGCGCAAGGGCUGGCGCUGGGAGAAGGACGAUAUAGCUCAGAAAGACAUGGACGACAUUAUAAAGAUACACAACGCCAACAAUGAGCAGGCCUGGCAGGAGGUACUUAAGUGGGAAGCGCUGCACGCCCGCGAAUGUGGCAAUCCGCGGCUGAAGAGCUUCGGCGGCAAGGCAACCGAUUACAGCCCGCGGGCUAAGAUUCGCAACAUGAUGGGAUACGAGCUGCCAUUCGACCGACACGACUGGAUCAUCGAUCGCUGUGGCAAGGAUGUGCGCUACAUCAUUGACUACUACGACGGUGGCAUGGUGGACGAGAAGUACAAAUUUGCCCUGCUGGAUGUGAGGCCCGCGAUGGAUUCGUUCGACAACGUGUGGGAUCGCAUGAAGGUGGCCUACAUGCGAUGGAAGUUCGAGCUGGAGGACAAACUGAAGGAGCUGACAAACUAAGCGAACUGGAUCGCUGGCGCCAUAAGAAUUGUUUAGAAUGUACGACAGCUUCUUUGAGAUACGUUUCGCGCGACUUAGGAUCAGAAAGUACCACGGUUGACGAAGGAGUACAAUUAAAUUAUCUAGACUUACUGCACUCAACAAUAACGAAAAAGUACCCUAUGUUUGCAACACUUGCGUAGAGAAUGUAACAAGUUCUCGGAAUAAAUUCUAGGCCUCGUCUUUUACCCACCUUAAAGAGUGCUUUUUUACAUCAAAAUAAUCAAAUUACGAAUUUGGCGACAUGGUUGCUGAUGGCUAAAUUUAUAGUAGGUUGCAAGGUGGCAAGGUUACAGAGCUGCACAUCAAAAUUUGAAAGAUCUCCUUUACUCUAAAGAGUACUCCGAAAUUAAUGACCACGCAACGCAAUUAAAAUAAGGUGCUUAUGACGACCCCAUAAGAACAAAUCUAAAAUCUAAAACCAUAUCCAAACCCAUAGUGGUCCUGACACAAAUAAAUUACCUAUUUUCUUCAAGAACUGCAUAUACUGAACCCAUAUCGAACCCAUACCGGUCCAAGAAUCGAACAUAAUCCUAUCCCGGUCCUGGAACCGAUCAUGAACCCAUCCCGGUCCUAGAACCUAUCAUAAACUUAUACCGGUCCUGGAACCUAUCACGAACUUACACCAGUCC